AUGAGUGGACUGGAGAGACUGUUCAGAGGUGUGAAUUUACCCUCAGGUGACAUUCAAGGAAAUAUCUCCAGCAGUUCAGGUGAUUUACUACAGUUAGCCUUCAGUACUCAGAUCCUGACCUUCCAAUCAGAGCGGCUGUCAGCUGACAACAUCACCACAGCAGCUCAGAUAGCUAACACGCUGCUUCUGUCUGCAAAUAUCACAGAGGACAUCGCAGUGGCAGCUYUAACUACCAUCAGUCAGCUGCUGAAUGCCAGUAAGGAGAGUACACAGGAGAGAGUCGCUGUCCAGAGCCUCACAGAGACCCUGGAGAAGUUUUCCCUGGACCAGCACAAUAAUGUGUCCUUGGUGGUUCAGCCCAACCUGGCAGUCCAGUCUGUCCAAGUACCAAGUGACUCAGUAGGGAUCCAGUUUACUGCUCUGACUGGAAGAUCUGGUAAUUUUGUGGCCAACAGAAUUCAUCUCAACAGCAAUACCUCUGAACUGAUAGCUGACAACGGAGGUGCUACCGAUGUCCAGAUUGUCAUAAAAUUCCCAUCAGUUUUACGUAGUAAAAACACAAACCACUCCAUUGGUUUUGUACUCUACCAAAACGACCGGUUCUUCAGGUCCAGGGCUUUCAGAGCUUCUUCAGGGACCAGCAGAAGGGUCAUCUCUGCUAACCUGGGACAAGUGUCUGGGUUACAUGUUGAGAUGCUCUUCAAGCCCACAGUUGUCCCCAACGCCUCCCUCUAUGACUUUGCCUGCGUGUCAUGGAACUACACGUUGAAAGACUGGAGCACCUUUGGCUGCUCCAAAGUCAACCACUCAGAAGACGGCCUGCGAUGUUUCUGUAAUCACACCACUAACUUCGCUGUGCUGAUGUCGUUCAGGAAGGAUUUUAAAUACGCUGAAGAGCUAGACUGGAUCACCAUAUUGGGAUGCUCCAUGUCCAUCAUAGGGUUGAGUUUAACAAUAACAUUCCAGAUCACAACCAGGAAAUCACGCAAAACCAACCCAACAGUCCUCUUAGUGAGCGCAUGCAUGUGUCUCCUGAUCUUCACCCUCCUCUUCAUGUUAGGAGUGGACAACCCUCAUAAACAGCUGGGCAAACCUGAAAUACAGGAGGACAACAUUCUCCCCCCGUCCGACACACACACAGAGCGGGACAGAGGGUCCUGUACUGCAGUGGCAGUCCUGCUGCAGUACUUCCUGUUGGGGACGUUCACCUGGAACACGCUGUACGCCACACAUGUCUUCCUGAUGAUCAGAAACAGCCUGGCCACCAGCCCGUCACACUUCACAGCCUAUACUGUGGCCAUCGGAUGGGGACUGCCUGCGGUUGUGGUGGCCCUCACCUUAGGAAUUAGUUACAGAGUGGAUAAUCCACUGGGUUACAGGCAGGAGGAAUUUUUCUGGCUUGCUGCCCUCGAUCCAAAGGGGAACUUUGACUUCAAGCUGCCAAUGUUUUGGGGGUUCCUGAUCCUUUGGCGUUCAUGCUUAUCUUCAACACAGUGGUGUUGGUAUAUUUUUGCAGUUACAACAGGCAAGACCAACCCAAAUUUAACCAGUACAAGACACACAUCGAUGAAGAAGAAGUCCUCA
Messenger RNA from Salvelinus sp. IW2-2015, 1584 nucleotides. RefSeq names its product adhesion G protein-coupled receptor G7, tandem duplicate 1 (gene adgrg7.1). The record is from RefSeq and is a predicted model, not a curated record. Gene Ontology annotation, biological process: G protein-coupled receptor signaling pathway; cell surface receptor signaling pathway. Gene Ontology annotation, molecular function: G protein-coupled receptor activity. Lineage: Eukaryota; Metazoa; Chordata; Actinopteri; Salmoniformes; Salmonidae. Gene Ontology annotation, cellular component: membrane.